UCUCUCUCUAUCUGUCAUGUUCUUCAAUAUAAUUCUUCCCCUAUUUUCUUGACACCCUUUGUUUUCUUAAGUUCGUUGAGGGAAUGGGGCUGCUGAUUUCUUGGCCAUAUCUAACUUAGUUGAUUUCAUCAAAGGCCUGGUCGGCAGUCUCUUUGAAUCUUACAGCUUAACAAAAUCCCCAUCAGAAUCUUUGGACCCUGCAUCACUUGAAGUUGAUAUAUGAUGGAAGCUGGAGGUGAAAACAAAACUAAUGCUAAUAAGGGACCUGACCCUUACCCAAAUAUAAUUGAACAUGAAUUGCACCACACAUUUCCAUUAACAGAACAAGAACAUGGGGGCCCAAACAUUAACAACAAAUUGGAAGCUCAUUCUUCUUCCUCCUCAUCAUCAUCAUCAUCACCAUCGUCACCAUCAUCACCAUUAUCAUCCCAAAACCCCUUCUUAGUGCCAAGUGAUGCAACCAACAACACUGUUUAUGGGGGAAGUUCAAUAGGUGAUGAAACACAUCACUCUCCUUCCAAUGAUGUGCAAGGCUUCCCCCCAUCAUUUGCACCAUCAGCAGCAUAUGAAACAUCAUCAAAAGGAAAUCCAUUCCAUGAGCCAAUAAAUACAAACAAUAGGGUCCCACAUGAAGCACUUGAACCAUUGCAAAACCAACCACCACCUGCUUUUGAAAAUGUCCCUACACAUGUUGAUUCACAUCAUCCCUUGCAAGUCACAGAGCAAGGACAGCAGAGUAUCAUGGCUAGUAACAAUUUGGAGAAAUCAAUUUCCCCAGCUUCUGAAUCUUCAAGCCAAGAACACAUACAUGGUUUUGUGAAUGACAUCAAUAAGCCCCAAACAGACACCAAAUCACCUCCAAAAUUGGGAGUGGAUUCACAAGUAGCUGAAGAAUCUAGUGAUGAUGAUAUCCCAAUCAGCUCCAUGGAUGGACCCAGCUCUGAACGGAAGCAUGGACAUUCUAAUGAUGUAGCAGGACAACAAUACUCAGGAGGAGCAGCAGCAUCACAUGGUUCAAAUGGGGAAAUUGGCACAAAGAAAGGACCAGAGAUACAAACACCUCCAGUGCAAGUGAUGGAGCGUCCAGGUGAAUCUUCUCAGUAUGUUUUUCCAUCCCAUGUCUUUGCUAGAAACAACACAAACGCCCCAGGUGAGUGGAGCACUGCAUCCAAUGAGUCAUUGUUCAGCAUUUACAUGGGAAACAUGAGCUUCUCAAAUGAACUAGUUUGCUUGAAAUCUUGUGAGUUGGAUAAGCCUGGUGGUGAUAACAAUACAAACACACACAAUGAUCCACAAAAUGCUUUACCAACUCAACAACAACCACCAGCCCCAGUGAACAAAUUCAAUGAUAUCAGCCAAAGAACUGCUGAAAUGCAUGAAGAAAGUUCCAGAUUAACUGAAGCAAAAGCUGCUGAGACAAUGAGAGAGGUCAUCAUGGAAAGUAGUAGAACCACAGAGAAUACUAGUAAAAAGGUUGAAAGAAAUUCUAAUUCUCGUAACCAAUCAGAUGGGAGCACCAAAUCCUAUGCAUUUAAAACAUCGACCGAGGGAGAUAAAAGUGUUUCAUCCAAGAGUGGAAGAGAUAAGCAAAAGCAACAGAAGCAGUCAGAGCAAAAAGAAACACCAAUUGCAGAUGAGCAAACCCCAAAGUCAACCACAAAUGCACCUACUAACAGAUUUCUACAAUGCUUCGCGUGCUGUGCAUGUUGUCAUUAGGAGACACAUUAUAUGAUCAUCACAUGAGAUCGUAUGUUUGGUUUGGCGUUAGCGCAAAUGCAUAUGCGAUUUCACAUGUCUCAAAGUAUUAAUGGAGAAGCUAAAAUUUGUUACGUGAAAUUCAACAAUAUUCGGAGAAGCAGACUUGGCCAUGUAGAGUACAAAGGAAAUCCGAAUUCAAACUGAGUCUCUUGGCUUUCGCCAUGACCGUUUCCUACCUGUGUUAUCUUAUCAAGCUAGUAUUUAUACAUCUGCAUUGUAGAAUAGCUCUAGCCACUUAGUUUUAACUCUGCUUUUUUAUUUCGGGUCAUGUUGAUUUUGUACAUUCUAGUUGGGAAAUCAGAGACAUUUCUGAUUAGCAGUGUAUAAUAGAUUGUUAGUCUAAUUGUACAAUUAACAAAUUAUCACAGGAAUGGCUGAGGUAAUUGUCCAUGUAUUCCAUAGCAAGUUUGUCAUCUCAAAUGUAGUGCGUAGUAAAAAUUGGCAUGUUCAUCAAGAUUAUGUAGUCAACUCUGUGAAAUAUCUCUCACUUGUUCUUAAAAGGGU
Molecule: messenger RNA, 2262 nt
Organism: Lotus japonicus
Lineage: Eukaryota; Viridiplantae; Streptophyta; Magnoliopsida; Fabales; Fabaceae
Exons: 4
Coding region: 220-1716 (498 amino acids)
Source: RefSeq, a predicted model, not a curated record